This is a messenger RNA of Trifolium pratense (red clover), 723 nucleotides long. RefSeq names its product secreted RxLR effector protein 161-like. Bases 1 to 723 code for a protein of 240 amino acids. NCBI's taxonomy places the organism in Eukaryota, Viridiplantae, Streptophyta, Magnoliopsida, Fabales, Fabaceae. The transcript is spliced from 2 exons. The record is from RefSeq and is a predicted model, not a curated record.
AUGCAUCAGCAGAAGUAUAUUGGUGAGUUACUUGAAAAAUUUGAAAUGGAAAGCUGCAAUCCAUUGUCAAAUCCAUCAGAGACAAACACAAAAAUUGAUGAGUGCUCAGAUGAAGAGAAGGUUGAUCCAACUGUGUUCAGACAAAUAGUUGGCUCAUUGAGGUAUGUGUGCAACAGUAGGCCUGAUAUAUGCUAUGCUGUAAGUGUUAUCAGCAGGUUUAUGCAUGAUCCAAGGAAGUCACACAUGAUAGCUGCUAAGAGAAUCCUCAGAUACCUUAAAGGUACUUUGGAAGUUGGCUUGCUAUUCCCUAUUGGUACAAAUAGUGCAGGGAGUACUUUGAUAGGGUAUUCUGAUAGUGAUUGGUGUGGAGACAUAACUGAUAGGAGGAGCACAUCAGGUUAUGUUUUCAAGUUCAACAAUGCUGCAAUAUCUUGGUGUACAAAGAAACAAGCUGUGACUGCCCUCUCAUCUUAUGAAGCUGAGUAUAUAGCAGGCACAUUUGCAGCAUGUCAAGCAAUUUGGUUGAAUUCAGUGAUGAUAGAAAUCAUGUGUGAACCAGUGAAGCCUCUAAUCCUAAGGAUUGAUAACAAGUCUGCUAUAAUGCAAUAUUGUCCAACUGAGGUACAGUUUGCAGAUGGUUUUACAAAGGCUGUGAAACUUGACAGAUUUGAAUUUUUGAGGAAGAGCUUAGGACUGGUUGUUUGCAAUUCAAGCAUGAAUUAA